GCAAGACAGAACAUGGCGGACGACGGUGUUUUAUUUUCGAAAAUUUUACGUCAGUUUGCAAGAUCAUCUGCAGCAAUCAAUCCAGCACCGGAAGAUAAGGUUGCACGGUUAUUUUCAUUCUGCCCCAAGGAGAUCAAUGGUGGUUUGACGCUGGACCAGAGAGGACAAGAUGCAGUGAUUUCCCUUGGUAUAUUUUUGUUGGAAUCUGACUUGCAGAAUAAAGACAAGAUAGCACCAUAUCUGUUGAAAGUUUUGAGAUGUCUGCCUACAUCACAGUGGGCUGGAAAACAUAAACCAGGAAAAGGCCAAACAUUACCAAGAUGUGAAAACUUCAGUUUUUGUUUGAACACAAUACUGAGUGACUUGGCAUUCAAAGAUGACAACUUACGAGAAGAGGUUCUCAGUACACAGUUAGAUGUCCUGGAAGCUUUAAUUAACAAGUGUGAAGACACAGAGAAUUCCAAAGACGUGAAGCUCUCUCUGACCACCAUUCCCCUACUAUUUGGUUUGAUUCGAGCUCUGGGCAGGUCUAGUGAUGGAAACAAACCCCUAAUUUCUCUACUGUAUCCAUCAGAAUCUGUUCAAAAGGAGCAUGGCACCCCCAAAGAGGAAAGAGAGGAAGAAGAGGAGGAAAAAACUUUCACAUUCCGCUCAAUCCUUCCCCGAACUAUCUCCACUCAUCUCAUAUACUCUGACCCCGUCUCCCCAGUCACACCAACGGAAAGGAGCCCAUCUGAAUUAUCCACGAUGCGGUUCAGGGAACGGUCCCCCUCCCCUCUUGGAGUACAAGCUCCAGGUAAACCUGGCCAGGAGGAGAACGUGGAAGCCUCCAAGUACUACUUCAGCAAGAUUGCUUCCAGCUUUACUUGUGUAAAGCCCUGGGGAUUUGAAAUCAUCCCAGAAAAAGAUCACCUGGUUUUCUCUCCAACACAACUUCAGCGAAUUUUGUCACUGACAAAAAGGUUGCUUAGCAAAGAGGUUUUAGUGAAUGUCAACACAGCUUUUACAUGGAUGAUCAGUGUUGAAAAUGGUAAAAAGUACAGUUGGUGGCCAUACAAGUCUUACAGUGAGGCGGUCACUCUGUCAACGGUUACCAUGUUGAGGGACAUUCUGGAGCAGGAACAGGACAUGCCAACCAGUUUCAUGACAGAGGUGUAUGAAUUUUCAAAGAUGAUGUAUUCUUCCGGACAGAAUGACCUCGACAAACGAGGGAAGGGAACCAGGGAAAUGGAGAAGAAGACAGAUUUUCACACGUACGAGAUGAUGGUGCUGAGCUGCGCUGUCUGUAUAGAUCUGAUGUUCUGGGCAGUCAAGGAAGAGAGAGAGGCUGAGAGUCUGUGUUUACGACUGACAGAGAAGAUAAGUACAAACACGGAAAGGAAGUUAUUGUUGUCGCACACUCCAUUACUUCUAGUGGCUUUAGAGUCUUUAGGAAAACUUGCCAACAAGUUUCCACUGCUAGCCUGGACCAUGUGCUGUACUCUACGUGAUUUUUUGGUGAGUCCUUCUCCCAUUCUAAGUAAACUGAACAAAUAUGCCUCGGUGGACAGCAGGAGUAGCAUCAAGAUCACAGUCACUGAUACUGGGAAAUCUCCAAAGUCUGGUCGAAGGGAACAGCCUCAGAGCAAACUACUGAAGGCAUUAGAAAACAUCAGGGACAGUGCUAUCAUCAACGCCUGCAGAGCCCUGAAGGCUUGUUUGGAGGUGGAUGAAGACUGUGUCCAGGCCUUUAUGGCUUCCAUCUCGAACCGUUUAUACAGAGCAGAAAUGUCAGACAGGGAGUCUAAUCUGAUCUCCACCAACACAAUCCUGACCCUGGGGCAUGUGGCUGUGGCCCUGAAGGACACCCCUAAGACUGUGGAGUCUGUUUUACAGAUUUUCCAGCAGCGUUUCUGUUCUCCGCCCUCACAGCUUGAUGUUCUGAUUGUUGACCAACUCGGCUCCAUGAUCAUAGCCGGAUGUACCACAGUGUACAAUGAGGUCAUGAGGAUGUUUGUUCAGAUCAGUAUAGAGAGCAGUUCUCCAUACAGCUCAGGGGAGAAGGAUGAAAAGAUCAGAGGAUACAGACAAGUUUCCCAGACUGUGAUUAACGCCCUGGCUAACAUCGCCUCCAAUGUCCAGGGGGUAGAGGACCAGAAUGAGUUGUUGGUCCGACUCCUGGAACUGUUUGUUAAUAUGGGACUGGCAGCCAAGAGAGCCAGUGAGAAAAGCUCAGGGGCUAUGAAGGCCUCAGGAACAGCAGGAAACCUUGGAGUUUUGAUACCUGUCAUUAGAGUUUUAAUUCGACGACUCCCAGUGAUUAAGGAUCCAAAGUCGCGUCUGUUGAAGUUAUUUCGAGACUUCUGGCAGUAUUGUGUUGUGUUUGGUUUUACAGUGGAAGAUUCUGUGAUCUGGCCUAGAGAGUGGUAUGAUGGCGUAUGUGAGAUUGCUACCAAAUCACCAUUAUUAAUUUCCAAGGAACACCUGAGAUCUGAACUCCAGUAUAGUGUUGCUCUGCGUGAUGACACUGUGGGACCGGCGGAGCUGAACGAGCUAAGGACCACAAUCUCCUCCCUGCUGGAGAGUUCUGACAUCUACAAGCUGGUGAUGAACCUCUCGUUUGCCCAGUGUACCUAUCUACUCUCUGUGUUCAAACUGGAAACUCUCAGACUUCAACAUUCCACAGAGAGAUCAGCUGUUCAUGGACUGUUUGCUUAUCUUGAAGAUCCUACACUUUAUAAAGAUAAAGCUGGAAUGUGGCAAUGUGUAAGCGCUGUGGCAGACAAGGCUUUUGAAAGAUAUCUGGAUGUCACAGACCAAAAACCAAGGACUGAAGCUCGUGAUGCAGAGUUAGAGAGCCAUGCCCAGUUUCUCCUGGUGUGUUUUAACCACAUCCAUAAACGGAUCAGACGUGUGGCUGACCGAUACCUCACCAACAUGGUAGAAAGAUUCCCACACAUUCUGUGGAGUGGUGCAAUGCUGAAAACUAUGCUGGAUUUGAUACAACUCCUUUCCAGUUCUUUACAAAUAGAUCCUAACCAGGAGGCACCAGAGUUCCUAGUUCCAGACACGCCCUUCACCCUGAGGGUACAAGACAACAUGGCAGACAGAGAGAAUACUGUGAAGGACUUUGCAGCCAGGAGCCAGCAGAUUCUACAGGAGGCAAUGAAAUGGGCACCAAACACGACCCGGUCACAUCUGAUUGAGUACCUCCUUAAGAUGGACAAUACCACCCAGGGGCUGUUCCAGCACAGCGGCUUGGCUCUGGCCACACAAAGUGUACUCAGCUUUGCUGGAUAUAAUGCCACCUCUAAACCACUUGGGAUGGCCACUUUAGACAGAAGGCCUACAUGUGUGACAACUGAUAGCUCCAGCUUUAUGGCCAACUUCAGCCUGAGAAGCAGAUAUACAGGGGAGGUUUCUGGGAUGAAGUCCCUUUGUUCAGAUCAGGAGCUUUCUAGGUUACUGGAUGAAAAACUGGAGACUUCAUUGAAGAGUAAAGAGGAUGAGAAGAUCAUACCAGCCAUGUUCAGAAUCUGUGCCUUUCUGGUCAGCAUACCAGAAAUAAACAAGCAGUUGUUACAUGAUCUUUGCUGGGCACCAGUUCGUAACUUUUCGGUUAAAACAAUGGAGGCUGGUGUUGCAUGCUGGGAAUGGCUUCUAGCAGCCCGACCUGGUUCAAGUAUUGAGUUUUUGUGUGAGAUGGCCGCUGCCUGGCAGUGUACUGUGGACAGUAAGAUGGGGAUCUUUGAGGAGGACAAGAGGAGACCAGAUCCCCUCGCCAAAGCUGAAAAUGAUGUUCUGGGUCCUGACCCUCCUUUUGGCAAACCUCAUCACAUUUGGACAAAGUUUUUGGCAGAGAGAGUGGAGGUGGCCCGCUACAGCAGUGAAGAUCAAGUCAGCAUCCUCUCUAGUCUUCUUAGUAAGUCCCUGUCCAUCAGUGUGGGUAGGAAACCCCCACCUAUGUCCCGACACCCAGAGGCUAUUGGACCCAGACUUAGACUACUAAGUAUGGGUCUACAACUGUUACAAGGCUCCUUCCUCCCUAACAACACCAGUAAGAGUGUCCUCAGAGAAAGGAUAUAUGCUGCAGCACUAGACUACUUUGCAGGCCCCUUGAUGUACCCCUCCCAGCGUGGAUCAGAUCUGAGAGAGGACAUCAACACCAUGGUCAAGUUCUGGAGACUGUUGUUUACUGAUAAAAAGUACAUCACUGUAAGCAAAGCAGUACCAUUAGGAGCUGUUCCAGAUGAGACUCAGAGACAGGAUUCCUUGGGGCUUUCCCAGUCUGGGGGAAUCCCCUCAGACCUCUUACAGGGAAAGUGGAUCAAUCUGACAUUGAAUUCUGGAAUGUCCACCAACUCUAAAAGAUCUGCCAGUGCUAAGAAAAGUCCAGGACAGAGCACAAGUUACAUCAAAGAGUAUGCCAGGAAGAGGAACCUAAUUCUGCUACUCCUAGCCAAUCUGAUUGACGCCUUCAGUACGUGGAACAACCCUUUAGAACUGGCAGAGAACAAGAUAAAAGAUGAAGACAAGGUAGCUCUGUGGAGAACCAACCCUAUCUCAGAGAGACAAUGGAGAGAGUAUGCACGCAUUGCAUGGGACAUCUCACCUGUGUUGGCUGUGUACUUACCUCCCAGGAUGAAAACGUCGGAGACCCUGAAGAGAGAGGUGAUGCGGCUAGUGAGGCUGAACCCAGGGGCCGUGAGACACAUCCCUGAUGCCAUCCACUUCCUGGUGUCAGCUCAGAGUGUAGAGGCAGAUUCACCAGAGCUGAGUCAUGUGUUAACGUGGUGCCAGGUGGCUCCUGGUGUGGCCCUCUCUUACUUCUCCAGACAGUACCCCCCACAUCCACUGACUGCCCAGUUUGCUGUUCGAGUUCUGAGGUCACACCCACCAGAGGCCCUCCUUUUCUACAUCCCACAGAUUGUACAGGCUUUAAGAUACGACACAAUGGGCUACGUGGCUGAUUUCGUGAUGUGGGCAGCUAAGACCUCUUCCCUUUUAGCUCAUCAGUUAUUGUGGAACAUGCAGACAAAUGUUUACAGGGACGAGGAAGGCACAAUCAAAGAUGAGGAAAUUGGAGAGGAAAUGGAGUUACUGAUGAAAAAGAUGAAAGAAUCCUUUUCUGGUCCUGCCAGGAAAUUUUAUGAGAGAGAAUUUGACUUCUUUGGAAAAAUUACUGCCAUAUCAGGCAUCAUUAAACCAUAUCCCAAAGGAGACGAGAGAAGGAAUGCUUGCUUACGAGAACUGAGGAAGAUUGAAUUACAAAAGGGUUGUUACCUGCCUUCAAACCCUGAGGCAAUAGUUACAGAGAUUGACAAGAACUCAGGCAUACCAUUACAAAGUGCGGCUAAAGCUCCUUUUUUGGCUCGCUUUCGUGUUAAACGCUGUGGAGUUCAUGACCUUGAGAUGCUGGGGAUGAGUGACGAGGAUAACCCUGCCAUUAGUACAUCAGCAGAGUAUUGGCAGGCAGCCAUUUUCAAAGUAGGAGAUGAUGUUAGACAGGACAUGUUGGCCCUUCAGGUGAUAUCUUUGUGUAAGAACAUAUUUGAACAGACUGGGUUGGAGUUGUACCUGGUGCCAUACAGAGUUGUCGCCACUGGACCAGGGUGUGGUGUGAUUGAAUGUGUUCCCAACAGUAAAUCCAGAGAUGAAAUUGGUAAGAAGACAGACAUUACAUUGUAUGACUAUUUCCAGAAAACUUUUGGAGAUGAGGAUACUCCAGAAUUCCAGGCUGCUCGUCGUAACUUUGUGGUCAGCAUGGCAGCCUACAGUUUGGUGACAUUCCUUCUACAGAUAAAGGACAGACACAAUGGCAAUCUGAUGAUAAAUAAUACAGGCCACCUCAUACAUAUAGAUUUUGGCUUUAUGUUUGAGAGUUCUCCUGGUGGUAACCUAGGCUGGGAGCCUCAUUUUAAGUUGACGGAUGAGAUGGUGAACAUCAUGGGAGGGACAAUGGAGGCAGCUCCAUUCCAGUGGUUUAUGGAGCUUUGUGUCCAGGGGUACUUGGCUGUCAGGCCAUAUCAGGAGACCAUCAUUACAUUAGUGUCUCUAAUGCUGGACACAGGACUGCCAUGUUUCAGAGGUCAGACCAUCAAACAACUGAGGGACAGAUUUCAGCCAAUGGCAACGGAGCGUGAAGCUGCAGAGUUCAUGAAGAGAAUCAUCAAGGAGUGCUUCCUGAGCUGGAGGGCUAAGUCUUACGACUGGAUACAGUUCUACCAACAAAACAUCCCCUACUGAUAAGUAUUACAACUGGAUACAGUUCUACCAACAAAACAUCCCCUACUGAUAAGUCUUACGACUGGAUACAGUUCUACCAACAAAACAUCCCCUACUGACAAGUCAACAGCCUUUCACAACCAAGGAGUUUGUGGCAGUUAAAGACCUCGAUGAUAGAUUAUUUGAGUAACUUUGUCUUUGUUUAAGGAAUGUUGUCUUGGCAUUUGGACAAAUAUUUCAGUUAUCAUUGUCAUCAAUGUUAUAACUAAAACAUUAAUAUACAUGUAGAUUAAAUGCAAGAAUGAAUUCAGGAGAAUAAUAAGGUAGAAGUUGUACAGAACAUUCCAGGAAAUAAUUGAUAUUAACUAGGAACAAAAUCUGUCCCUUACAAGUCAAGGUUUUAUUGGUAGUACUAAAUGGUGAAAUAUCAGCAUCCAUGUCUCUUGAGUCAAACAUUAUUUUAUUCAUACUCUUAAUAAAGAUUUUUGAAUGGGCAUUGUUAUUCCUAAAUAUUUUACAAUAUUCAUUGUUUAUAUAUUGUGACAACUCAAAGAACAAUCUAAAUCUAAUCGGCUUUGUGUUUUCAGCAUCAAAUUUUCUAUUUUAUUUUAGUUUUUACAAUUUUUAUUUUAAAGGCUUUAAAAUGUAUGUUGACUUAUUGUUUUAAUUAUUAAAUGUCAAAAAAAUGUUCCUUGAUGGGCAAAAAAUGUAUGUUACUUGAUCAAUCAUAAAAGUUUUAUUUUGUUGAUAUUCCACUUUGUAAUAAAAUGUUUAGCACCAAAUGAAAUUCAACUAUUUAAUACAUCAUAUGCAUUUCACAUUGCUUUAUAGCAUGUAAAUCAACAUGUAUGUCAAAUUAUAUCAUUUAAAAGAUGCUGUGUACUGCACUAGUAAGUCUUGUAACCCUGCAUAAUAAGAAUUUUUGAAAACUUGUAUGAACAAAUUUUGUCUGUGAUAUUUGAUGUGCAAUAUUGCUUAACUAUGUGUAUAAAUUUAAGAAAAA
Molecule: messenger RNA, 7207 nt
Organism: Saccostrea echinata
Lineage: Eukaryota; Metazoa; Mollusca; Bivalvia; Ostreida; Ostreidae
Product: phosphatidylinositol 4-kinase alpha-like
Exons: 49
Coding region: 13-6225 (2070 amino acids)
Biological process (GO): phosphatidylinositol-mediated signaling; phosphatidylinositol phosphate biosynthetic process
Cellular component (GO): cytoplasm; plasma membrane
Molecular function (GO): 1-phosphatidylinositol 4-kinase activity
Source: RefSeq, a predicted model, not a curated record